CCGCCCCUCCGCGCCGCCCCCCGGGGAGCGCCGGCCGCAGCCGCCGCAGCCGCGCCAAGAUGUCUGCGCUGAGGGCCGCGCGGAUGCUUCAAGCCAUUGCAGGGCAUGGAUGGAGAACACAUUCUAGUCAAUCUGCUCAAAAUUUACACAAAGGCAAACCUGCAGCCGGCUUCAGCUUUGAGCUCACUGAUGAACAGAAAGAGUUUCAAGCUACUGCUCGUAAAUUUGCUAGGGAGGAAAUUAUUCCUGUCGCUGCACAAUAUGACAAAACCGGCGAGUAUCCUUUUCCACUCAUAAAACGGGCUUGGGAACUUGGUCUCAUAAAUUCACACAUACCAGAAAGCUGUGGUGGUCUUGGCCUCGGCAGUUUUGAAGCAUGCCUUAUUACAGAAGAGUUAGCUUAUGGAUGCACAGGAGUCCAAACUGCCAUUGAAGCAAAUUCCCUAGGGCAAAUGCCAGUAAUCAUUGCAGGAAAUGACCAGCAGCAGAAAAAAUAUUUAGGAAGAAUGACAGAGGAACCAAUGAUGUGUGCUUAUUGUGUAACAGAGCCUGGAGCAGGCUCUGAUGUGGCUGGUAUAAAAACAAAGGCUGAGAAAAAAGGAGAUGAGUAUGUUAUUAAUGGCCAGAAGAUGUGGAUCACAAAUGGUGGGAAAGCUAACUGGUAUUUUUUGCUAGCUCGUACCAAUCCAGAUCCGAAAGCUCCUGCAGGCAAAGCCUUUACUGGAUUCAUUGUGGAAGCAGAUAGCCCUGGAAUCCAAAUUGGAAGAAAGGAAAUUAAUAUGGGUCAGCGUUGCUCAGAUACAAGAGGUAUUGUCUUUGAAGAUGUGAGAGUCCCAAAGGAAAAUGUAUUAAUAGCUGAGGGAGCUGGCUUUAAAAUUGCAAUGGAAGCUUUUGAUAAGACCAGACCUCCUGUAGCAGCUGGUGCUGUUGGUUUAGCACAAAGAGCACUGGAUGAAGCUACUAAAUAUGCUUUGGAGAGAAAAACCUUUGGGAAAACAAUUGUUGAACACCAAGCAGUGUCUUUCAUGCUUGCUGAAAUGGCGAUGAAAGUGGAACUAGCUAGGCUGGCUUACCAAAGAGCUGCAUGGGAGGUUGAUGCUGGUCACAAGAAUACCUACUACGCUUCCAUUGCAAAGGCGUUUGCUGGUGACAUUGCAAACCAAGUAGCUACAGAUGCAGUACAGAUUUUUGGAGGAAAUGGAUUUAAUAGUGAAUAUCCUGUAGAAAAACUAAUGAGAGAUGCUAAAAUCUACCAGAUUUACGAGGGAACUGCUCAGAUCCAAAGGAUGAUCAUAGCUCGUGAACACGUUGGCAAAUUUAAGGUUUAAAGAAAGGUAUACAGUGUGUCUGGCACUGUUGUUGCGUUCUAUGUUCUCAGAAGAAGAGGAUGUUAAUACGUUUCUCAAUACAAUUAAAAGGUGUGGGAAAAAAACUUUUCCUUCAAGAUCUUAUUAUUUUGUACAUUAUUAAGCACUACUUUAGUACCCCCCCACUACAUUUAGUACACUCCAUUCAUAACAAAGUUGGUAUUUUCCAAACAUGUCUGAAUUCCAAAGUGAUUGUUUGUCUCUUGUCUUUCCCUACUUAGGCUUUUUCAUUCCAGUCUAUGGCUUUCGGUAGGGGAAGAGGUAAAAACCUUCCCUGUAAAAUUUUCAUUAAAAAAGUGAACAGAAUUCAGAAAUAUUUUUAUUGUCUGUGAAGCCAUUCCACAUGUAACAAUAAUUUGAUUUUAGGAACUUCUGUAUUAUUUAUAAUAAUACAGAUUUGCUCCUACUGAGAUAAAUUAUAGCUUUAUCAUUGGAAGUCAGGUGGAUAUCAAUUUAAUAAAUCUCAGGGACACGAUUACUUUAAAAAGCUAUUCUGAUUCUUGCAAGGAUCACAUACUGCAGUAUAUUGUGUCCAGGUCAUCACGUGCUAUAAUGAAUAUUCUAACACAGUAGUUUUGUAGGUUUUAGAAACUCUCAUCUUUUAAAUUUCAACAGGAAUACGUAUUAACUUCUGGACCAUUCAAAAACAAAUAUAUAUUCCUAUAAAGUACAACACAGAUCAUUGUUAUUUUUCCCAAACAGUGGCAGAAUUACUACCUGUGUAUUGUUUGCAUAUUACAUGCCUCCAUGUGUCAGUAUGAACAAAAGCUAGUUUUUGUUUUCAAAAGAUACUGCAUAAUAGGGCUUCUUUUCAGUGACUUACCAUGUUAUUCACCUGAGUCCAGCACCGACAGAAAUUUGCAUUCAAUGCUUUUAUCUCUGUGCCUCAGAGAAAUCUGCUACAUUUAUGAAGAAAAUGCUUGUUUUCUUGUGCCUUAAGUAAGACUUCUUUAUGGAUGAACGCUAAGGACUGCUUUUUCCGAAACACAGUUAUGUACUUUUGUCACAGUAUGAGAAAAAGAAAUACGGUCAUUCAGUUUCAAACACAUUUUCAUUUUAGCUGAGUUCAUGUGAAAUAACUUCUAGGAAACUAUGCCAUAUAUUUGAGUAUAAUAACUCUGUUCUAAACUUGGCUGUUACCUCAAAAGUUCUAAUAUGAAAAGGGCAAGAAUUGAGAAUAUCACAACACAAUGUUUUUUCACUUCAAAAUUAGGUGAUCAAAAGUUAUUUCUGGCAAUCACUGCCGAAUGCUAAUAAAAAACUAUUUUCAAAUAGAAAAA
Molecule: messenger RNA, 2647 nt
Organism: Dromaius novaehollandiae (emu)
Lineage: Eukaryota; Metazoa; Chordata; Aves; Casuariiformes; Dromaiidae
Gene: ACADM
Product: acyl-CoA dehydrogenase medium chain
Exons: 12
Coding region: 60-1328 (422 amino acids)
Biological process (GO): fatty acid beta-oxidation; medium-chain fatty acid catabolic process
Cellular component (GO): mitochondrion; cytoplasm
Molecular function (GO): medium-chain fatty acyl-CoA dehydrogenase activity; flavin adenine dinucleotide binding
Source: RefSeq, a predicted model, not a curated record